AUGUCCAUGGUCAAGAUGAUGGUGAAGAUGCAGAUUGGUCUCGGGAACGUUGACGCUAACCUGUUCUCGGCCACUAGCGUGGACGGCAAGACGAUAAUCACCAGACAUUCAGAUUUUCCACUCGAACCUCUGAACAUCACUCAAGAUGACGGACUCACGCCUUACCUACAGGCGUCGGAUGCCUUACAACACCAAGAGCAACAAGACCAGAGUAUUGCGCCUCCCUGGUGGAAAGCUCUCCCUGCAGCACUUGAAGAAGAAGGGAACCGCCGUCAAGCAAAAAGGUGCGGUGACUGCGGCACCAAGCUCGCCGGUAUCCCUGCUCUCCGUCCCCGCCAGUACGCCACCGUCUCCCGCCCAAAGAAGACCGUCCAGCGCGCAUACGGUGGAUCGCGAUGCGCCAACUGCGUCCAGGACCGCAUCGUCCGUGCUUUCUUGAUUGAGGAGCAGAAGGUUGUCAAGAAGGUGCUCAAGGAGUCUCAGCAGAAGAAGCGCUAA
Plenodomus lingam JN3 is the source of this 498-nucleotide messenger RNA. The record is from RefSeq and is a predicted model, not a curated record. NCBI's taxonomy places the organism in Eukaryota, Fungi, Ascomycota, Dothideomycetes, Pleosporales, Leptosphaeriaceae.